UCAGGGUCGGCCCAGAAGUAGUUCCUCCAAAAAUACUUUUGAAAUGUUUAGCCGGGAGUCCAGAUAUGCCAAAGCAUUAAAAUCAGACAAAUCGACGAAAUCUAAUAAAUCAUUUCGGAGUCCAUAUUUGCGAAUGAGAGAAGUGCCGGAGCCGGAGAUCACAGCUAUCGAGACAUCAACUCAUAUCCUGCAGUGCGAGGCCGGCGGGUCUCCCACUCCCACCAUAUUUUGGCUCAAAAAUGGCAAAAGAAUUAAUCAGGGAGAAAUGGGUUCUCUGAGCGACGAUGACAUUCAAAAAGGGGAGUUGAGUCUGAGUCUGACCCGAUCCCGGCUUUUCCUGGACUGUGUUCACCCGAAAGACGACGCCGUCUACUCGUGUGUCGCCUCAUCGCCC
Molecule: messenger RNA, 394 nt
Organism: Oppiella nova
Lineage: Eukaryota; Metazoa; Arthropoda; Arachnida; Sarcoptiformes; Oppiidae
Source: the annotation of a GenBank genome assembly